GUGGCCAUUCUUAUUCCUAAUCGCUGUUACUUUCUGCAGCAUUUGUUUAAGGCAAGAGAAGAUCGGAGGAUGCGUGCUGGACUGGUCCUAGUCCUAGUCCUAGUCCUGCUGACACGUCUAGUCGGGACCGUGAGAUUUCAGCCUCCUGCACCCAAAGUGGUCACCAAAGAGUCUCGGGUGGAUUUCCACUGCAGUCACGACGACGACAAGCAGGACGUGAUGCUGUGGUACCACCAGGGCAGAGGCAGGCGCCCCAUCACCGUAGUAGGCUCCAGCUAUGUGGGCAACAAGCCUCAGCACGGCCGGCGCUUCAACAUCACCAGAGAGGCCACGCAGAGAGGAGUUCUCAGCAUUCACAGAGUGGCUGCGUCGGAUGCAGAACAAUCCAGCAGGACUUGGACAAGACAAUUUAAAGGACAAAAAGAAAUGACACAAAACAGUUUGGAUGAUCAUUUAAAAACAAAUUGGCAUGGCUCCUGUGGUUGCAAAGGUGUGAAAAGAGGUUUUAGAGUGAGGCGUUCACACUGUGGGUCCAGAGCCACUGCUGCUUCCGAGGUUCACUUUGACGCAGGAACUAAGUUAAUCGUGCUCGAACCGGGCCAAGGUGUCACGCCGCCUGCAGUCACCUUGCUCCCGCCCUCUCCUGAGGAGGACUCCGACCACAGGAACAAGGAGAAGAGGACCAAGACUCUGGUCUGCGUGGUCACUGGCUUCUUCCCCGACCACGUGGCUGUCUUGUGGCAGAUCGACGGCGGCGUGGUGGCCAGUGGCGUGGCCACGGACGCCGAGGCCCUGCGGGACCACGCCCACUACGGGACCAGCAGCAGGCUGAGCGUGGAUGUGGACACCUGGUUCACACCUGGCAGGGCCUUCACCUGCACCGUCACUUUCUUUGACGGGAACCGGACCAGCUCUCAUUCGGACACGGUUUACGGCACCGAGGACAUGAUGACAAGAGAGGACUACUUGAGGAUGUGUCACAGUGCCAAGAUGUCCUACAUGGUCCUCCUGGUCAAGAGCAACAUCUACACACUUCUUCUCUUCUUCCUGCUGUGGAAGCGCCAGGGAGAAAGAAGGAGGAGUCUCAUGCACUGACAGACAGAGAUGUGGGCGUGGCUUUGCAGCUGAGAGGCAUCGGAUUGGUGGAAUAUUGACAUGCUAUGAAUAUUCAUCUUUACACUUGGUGAGACAUUUAGAGUUUAGAUUUAGAAAUUGAAGAUUUAGAUAUAACAUUUAAAGUUUAGAUUUGGAUUUAACACUUAGCUUUAGA
This is a messenger RNA of Nerophis lumbriciformis (worm pipefish), 1270 nucleotides long. Its product is annotated as M1-specific T cell receptor beta chain-like. The record is from RefSeq and is a predicted model, not a curated record. Lineage: Eukaryota; Metazoa; Chordata; Actinopteri; Syngnathiformes; Syngnathidae.